AUGGUUGAAAUUCAAGAUUGUAUGUUGCAGUGUGGUAUGAGGGAUAUGAUUAGUACAGGGUGUUUAUUUACAUGGAAUAAUAAGCAGAAGGAGGAUACAAGGGUUUUUUGCAAACUUGAUCGAGUUAUGGUAAAUGAUGCAUGGGAGGAAGCAUUCCCAAGUGCAAAUGCUCAUUUCAUGCCAGAAGGUUACUUUGAUCAUUGUCCUAUGGUGAUUCAAGUUUACCCUCAACUGCAAAAAGGGAAGUCUCCCUUUAAAUACUAUACUAUGUGGAGUUCAGCUAGAAAUUUUCAAGAGAUUGUGAAGACCUGUUGGGAUACUAGAGUUGAAGGUUCUUUGAUGUUCAGGGUGGUUAGUAAGCUGAAAAUGGUUAAACAGGCCUUGAAGCAACUGAAUGCUGAGGGUUUCAAUGAAUUGCAAGCUACUGAAAUAAAAGCUAUGCAUCAUUUAGUGAAGUGUCAAGAUGAGUUAAAGGAAGAUAUUGGGAAUUCUGACAAAAGAGAUGCAGAGCUGAAGGCUAGUGAAGAAUAUAGAAGAGUGCACAAUAUCUAUAUGUCUUUUUUGAGACAAAAAGCUAAAUUGAGCUGGUGUAAGGAGGGAGAUGAAAAUUCCCACUUAUUUCACCAGUCAAUUAAAGCUAGGAGAGUGAAAAACACAGUUUAUGCAAUUCAUGAUAGCAGGGGUGUCUGGCAAGAUGAACCUCAAAAGGUUAAUGAUGCUUUCCUUUGCUACUAUAAAGAGUUAUUAGGUCAGUCCAUGAUUGGAAGAGUUGCUGUGAAGAAAGGGGUGGUUGAAAGAGGUCCAGUUCUUUCUGAGGAACAAAUUCAAGAGUUGAGCAGAAAUUAUGAUGCUGAUGAGGUUAAGCAGGCUAUGGAGUCUAUCCCUGGAGAAAAAGCUCCAGGGCCUGAUGGUUUGGUGGUUUUUCUACAAGAUACUGGGAAAUAG
Messenger RNA from Beta vulgaris subsp. vulgaris (sugar beet), 945 nucleotides. RefSeq lists its product as uncharacterized. The transcript has a single exon. NCBI's taxonomy places the organism in Eukaryota, Viridiplantae, Streptophyta, Magnoliopsida, Caryophyllales, Amaranthaceae. The coding region runs from base 1 to 945 and encodes 314 amino acids. The record is from RefSeq and is a predicted model, not a curated record.